AAGUCAGGAACUUUCUCUCAAAGGGCAAAGCAAAAUCUGAAAAACAAAAAAAGAAAAAGAACAAAAGCAAAAUGGACGCAGUUGACUCAGUUUUCGAUCCGCUAAGGGAGUUCGCUAAGGACAGUGUUCGUCUGGUGAAGAGAUGCCACAAGCCUGAUCGGAAAGAAUUUACGAAGGUGGCGUUCCGUACAGCGAUCGGAUUCGUGGUUAUGGGAUUCGUAGGGUUUUUCGUCAAGCUCAUUUUUAUUCCUAUUAACAACAUUAUUGUUGGAUCCGGUUAGAAGGGAACCAUGCUACUGACUCAAAGGAAGGAUGGGAAUUGGUACAAUUUUUUAGCACGGGGAGAAAAGAAAGAUCUGCAUGCUUUAGAUUGAGAGAUACAUCAUGUGAGUGCAUGGACUAAUUUCAUUUCAGACUUGGGUUUUCUUUAUAUUCUUUUUUGUUGAAAAUGGUUUAGAUGUUAAUGUUGUAAUAGAAUCUUGUUGAAGCUGGUACAAUCUUAAGACUUUUGGUCCAAUGAAUUAUAUGUUUCAUGCA
Molecule: messenger RNA, 537 nt
Organism: Theobroma umbraticum
Lineage: Eukaryota; Viridiplantae; Streptophyta; Magnoliopsida; Malvales; Malvaceae
Product: protein transport protein Sec61 subunit gamma
Biological process (GO): protein targeting; intracellular protein transport
Cellular component (GO): membrane
Molecular function (GO): transmembrane protein transporter activity
Source: RefSeq, a predicted model, not a curated record